Messenger RNA from Durio zibethinus, 1692 nucleotides. RefSeq lists its product as uncharacterized. Lineage: Eukaryota; Viridiplantae; Streptophyta; Magnoliopsida; Malvales; Malvaceae. The record is from RefSeq and is a predicted model, not a curated record.
UUCUCACGUUAGCUCUUCGAAGAGAGACGACGCCUGUGCAUCACAAAGAUCGCGCACUCGCAUUUCCGGAGAGAGAAACAAAAAACCCAAUUAAUUUUUGAAAUGAUGAUGAUGAUUGAAUCAGCUAUGGCCGUCCGAUUUCCCGCCGCCACAAAUUUCUGCUCCUCAUCCACCUUACACCAUUAUCGUCCUACGUGCAGCUCCGAUGAGGUUACUAGUUGCCACGUCACCUCUCGCCGGCUGUUUCGCCGUGGCAUCUUCGACGUAACGUGGAAUAGAUUUCAAAGACUAAAUAGUGCUUUCCUUUCGAGAAGGACUCUCAUAAAGAAUAACAUUCGAGCGACAACAGAGCAUUUAGGUUCACCAUCCGAUCCGACCAAGCAGAAUGGAAGGCCACAUUACCAUCCAUUUGAGGAGAUUGGUGAGUCGACAUCUAAAAAUAGAGAUGAUGCUACACUCACAGCUGCAGAAACCUCUAGGACCAUCAUCGAGGUGAAUAGUAAAGCAACACUUAUGUUUACGGCAAUGAUUCAUGGUGAAGUUCAUGAAAAUAUUAUGUGGCCAGACUUGCCUUAUGUAGCCGACGAACAUGGAAAUAUAUACUUUCAAGUGAAAAGUGAUGAAGAUAUUUUGCAAGGUCUUACUGUGGAAAAUAACUUUGUGCAAGUCAUAAUAGGCUUUGAUACUACGGAAAUCAUGAAGGAAAUCAAGUUAUCAGGUCCAUCAGAAGUUGAUUUUGGAAUUGAGGAAAUUGAGGAUGAAGAUAGUGAUAUCGAAGAUAUUGAUGAAGAUGAGGAUGAGGAUGACGAUGUUGAAGAAGAUUAUGAUGAGGAUUGGGUUGCUGCUCUUGAAGAUGAAGAUGAUCAAGAUGACUCUGAUGGGACACUUGGAGACUGGGCAAAAUUGGAGACUAUGCGUUCGUCCCAUCCAAUGUACUUUGCCCAAAAGUUGACUGAGGUUGCUUCAGAUGAUCCUGUAGACUGGAUGGAGCAACCUUCGGAUGGUUUAGCUAUCCAAGGCCUUCUAAGGCCUGCCUUCAUUGAAGAACAUUCUGAAAUUCAGAAGCAUAUGUCUGCCAAUCAGUCUCGUAGUUCUGAUACAAAUCAGGUUGAGAAAGUUGUGGGAGACAAAAUAGAAGAACUUAGUAUAAUUAAUGGUCACAGAAAUGAAUUAGGGUCAUCGGGAGAUAGUUCAACAUCAGAAGAAUCAGAGAAAAAUGAAAUCUCAAUAAAUGGGUCUUCGUUUUAUAAAUUAGAGAUGAUUAAAAUUCAGCUAAUUACAGCACAUGGACAUCAGACAGAUGUUGAAUUAGAAGACUUCAAGCAAGCUCAACCUGAUGCUAUUGCACACACAGCUGCCAAAAUUAUAUCUCGCCUAAAAGCUGCUGGAGAGAAGACCAUACAAGCACUCAAAUUACUCUGUUGGAGAAGCAAGGGUAUUCAAGUCGAGGAGGUAGCUAUAAUCAGUGUGGAUUCCCUUGGAUUUAUCGUGAGAGUUUGCUCUGGAACCCAAAUUGAAACCUUAAGAUUUGCAUUUAACACCCGGGCCACUUCAGAGUAUAGUGCUGAGAGACAACUUAACGAUUUGUUGUUCCCGAGGAGCCAUCAAAAGCCACAUAAAAAGAAAACAGGCUCCUCAAAAUGAAUGCUAAAAGUUGUCAAAUAGAGGAUGUCCAGCUUAGUUCUGGACGGU